AUGACUUCUGUCUCCAGCUUGGUUCAUAUGCAACUCAUCUCACCAAGUUGAUGGAGGAAAUACAAAAGCACUAUAGGUCUCCUAAAGUGGCUGCUACCUGUUGAUUGGCGUAUUUAUGCACCCCGAAUUGGCAUGCCAUGUGUUGCCUUGUAUACAGGGGAUGACAAAUGGUACAGAGCCAUCAUUGAAGACAUUCCUGGAAAGAAGCAGGUCAAUGUAAGAUAUGUUGACUAUGGCAAUAAAGAAAGGUUGUGGUACAAGCAACUUUAUAAGAUAACAGAAGAUUUCUUGAAGUUGCCAGCCCAGGCUAUUAAGUGCCGUCUACAGGAUAUCAAUCCUAUUGGUAACAAUUGGCCUGAAAAUGCUGCUGACCACAUGGCCACUAUUUGUGAUGGCAAGGAUUUGAAGGCAUUCUUCCACACUUGCGAAAAUGACGAGUGUCUUGUUAGUUUGAUGGUCUGCACACAAGAGCCUGAAGAUAUUGGGGAACAAUUAAUGGAGCUGGGAGUUGCAGAAGCACCAGAAAACUUCAAGAUCCACUAUCAGAAGAAUCAGGCCUUACGUUUCAUGCUCGCGGGUGAAAUGAUGCAGAACCAGAGGCAAGGCAGGUCUAAAAGAACUCUGCAACAGCUCAGACAAAUGCAGGCGCCAGUUUUAAAACCAGGUGCAGUCUGUGCUGGAAAACGGUGUGUUCUAGUGGAAUUCUUGACGACACUGUCAGUCUGUCGCAUCCAAAUACGUCUUGCUUCCCAGGCAGGAAUUUUUAGAGAUUUGCAAAAUCAGUUGGAUGAAGAACUUAAUCAAAUCUCACAGCCAACACAAUUCAAACCAGCUCUUGGAGAAGUGUGUGCCAUCAAAAUGACACAUGCACCCUUCUGUGCUCGAGCCAAGGUUAUAAAGUAUGAUCUUGACAGUAUUCAGGUGUUGAUGGUGGAUUGUGGUGGAAUGGAAUGGGUAAAGUAUUCUCAGGUUUUCCCAUUGCCUGAGAGAUUAGCAAGUUUUAAAAAUCUUGCCCUGAUGGUGAGCUUAGCUGGAAUUGCACCACCAAUGGGAAAAAGUGGAUGGCCUGGUAUCACUUUUGACCGUCUAAAAGAAGAAUUGUCAACACGCAGUAACCUUUACAUGAAACGCAAGGGUCGGUCAGUGCUGGACCCUGAAUUAGGGGUCAAAGUGAUGCCAGUAGAACUGGGCUGGAUGCAGGAGGAAGUUGGAGGCCCUUUUGAACCCAACACUGUCCUUACCUUCUCUAUCAAUGAGCUGUUGAUUGAGUGUGGUGUAGCAUUACCAGCUAAGUCAGUUCAACCAGAUAAUUCAAAUGUAGCUGAAAAGAGCACUCUUGCUGAUUCAACAUGUACCCUCACCUAUGAAAGAGCCCUGAGUUGUGAAGACUUUUGCUUACAGGAAGCUGAGAGUUUGAGUAUCCUUUCAAUGUUAGUUGACCAAGAAAAAAUGCCAUGUGAUACCAAAGAGAACAUGUAUGAAAAGUUAAAAGAGUGGCCUGCAAGCCCUCUACCUGCUUCUACCACUUUUAAUGCCAUCCCUUCAUAUAUUGAUUAUGAGGGCAUCAUCUACCUACAGCCUGUUGCAAAUACACGAAACAUUGAGUUAAUGCGGGAGAGCCAAACAAUGCAGUUUACCGGAACAGUUGCAACAGACGAGGACCUAUGUUGGAGUCCGGGAGACCCAGUUGUUGCCAUGUUCCAUCUGGAUAAAAAGUGGUACAGAGCUACAGUCCUUCAGCGGGAGGAAGAUGGAAAUGUCAAGGUGCAGUUUGUUGACUAUGGCAAUGAAGAAACAGUGGUGUUCAAUCAGUUACGGCAAACCAUCACAUUUAGCCAUAUCCCAAUUCAGUGCCAUAGAGCUGUGUUGCAUGGAAUUGUUCCUAACUCAUUGAGUGGUAAAUGGGAGACAAAACUUCUAGACUUCAUUCAUAGCACCAUAGUUGAGAAAGAGUGUAGAAUACAAGUUAUAGAGAAGCCAAAAGAGGAUGGAUUACUUAAGGUGAACUUAGAAAUAUUGGAUGUUGCCAUAGAUCUUUCUUCCUUGUUAGCAGACAAAAUGAAGGUGUGCAGGCGACUGUCAAAAUUUGAGUCUCAAUUUGAAUAUGAAGAUAGUGUUGAUGUGGUUGUUGAGAGUGAUAUAUCAUUAGACUCAGUGCUGGAUUUAUCUCUGCCAGUGCCAGCUCUCAAACUGCCAAGGGAUCCAAGUGAAAUUUUUCCAAUCAAAGUCACUGCCAUCAAGGAUCCCUCUCAUGUAUAUAUCACACCAGAGUUUCUUGGCACAGGACCAUUAUCCGCAACACAGAAAUUAGCAGAAGAAAGUUUUAAAGCAAACUCAAGUUUUAUUAAUCAAGCUGCAUGUGACAUAAAAACCUACUCAGUUGUAUCAAAUCCUGUGAUAGGUGAGAUGUACCUUGGAAAAUCCCUUAGAGGUGAAUGGUGCAGAGUGCAGGUUAAAAAUAUUGAUCCAACUGGAAUUACUGUCCUUUACAUAGAUAUUGGAAAUGUUGAAAGGAUACCACAAAAUUGGUUGGUUAUGUGUCCAAGUGAAGGAAAGAAAAUCCCAGCAAAUGCCAUCUGUGUAAAUUUGCAUUGUGUGGAGCCACGGGAUGGACCUCAUGCUCCUUGGGAUGAAGAUGCUUUGAAGUGCAUAAGCAGUUGCUUCAUGCAUUCAGCUGACAAAAAAUUCUAUGCUGUAGUUAAGGAAGAAGGAACUCCUCCUGUGGUAGAAAUCUACAGCGUGGAUGAACAUGGAACUCGCACCCUGGCCUAUGCAGAUGCUAUAUCAAAAGGACAUAUUGUUCUUGGGGAACAGGUGAAAGAAUAAUAUUUUUUUUAUAUACAUGUUAUAAAAAGAAUUACAUAAUUUCCAAAACAAAAAAGAAAUUGAAUUUUAUAAUGUCUAAAGUUUAAGUCAAUUUUUGUAAGUUAGCUAUACAAACUAGGACAUAUUUUAUUAUUUUCUUAGAUUUCCCAGCCUUUCUCUCAAGCAGUUGAAAGAAAAUAUUAAUCUUUAGUAUUUUCACUCAUUUGGGAAGCUGUCAUUAUUUGUCUGAACAUUUUAUUUCACCAUUUUUAUGUACAUAUAUUAUCAGAUUCACAUUGUUUUGUUUACAUAUUCCCAGUGAUUUGUAUUAGUUUAUGUAAGUUUUGUUUUUUCUUCUCACAAAUAGAGUUACAUAGAAAAUGUAUGAUGUUACUGAUUACAUAGUGGUGUUUUUCCCAUUGAUUGGUGUCUUUUUAAAAACACAUUUUGACAAGCAAAAUGAGAUGAUUUUUAUUUUAUGAAUUAACAGUUGUAUUGAUUAUUUACUUAUUGCUGAAUAAUUCCAGAAUACAAAAAAUACUAAUUUGUAGAUACGUAAUCAUGUUCGUGUUUAGUUACAUGAAACAAAUAAGUAUAAAAAAGGAAACUUUUUUCCUAUUAACCAUUGUGUUUGGUUACAGUUUGUAAUACAUGACUAGAAUAUUGGUUUCUUUUUCAAUUAGAACAUCUUAAUGAUAUGGUCACUUGUUUAUGUUAACAAGAGGAGACUUUGCUUUCCUCGUAAUUUUGUAGCAUCUCUUGAUAUUAUUUCAUGUCGAGAGGUUAAGCUCUUUACAAGAUCAGCAGUAUAUAGCUUUGUUUAUGUUAUAUAUGAUUGUAAUAACUCCUAAUAUAUCUGAAAGUACUGAAUAAACCCUUUGUGAUUUAUUUUUGGUCGAUUGUAAUAAAAAAAAAGAAUGAACUACAGUUUUAUAUUUACCCAUCUUUAACAAAUCAUUAGUGAUGUAUUUAUUAAUUUAUGGCUUACAAGUUUAUUGCUAUAAAUAUUUGCAGCAAGAAAAGCAUCAGAAUACACAAGAAGAGAACAUAAUUUACAACUUUGUAAUUGUUGAGUGAAUUGGAAGGUUAUAUUUCAAGCAUGAUUAUAUUUAAAUUACUGUUAUGUGAUGCAGAUGAAAUUGCAACACAAUAUAUAUAUAUAAAUUUCAUAAAGUAGUUAAGUGGUUCAUUUUUACAUUUCAAUUUCAUUCAACUCAGUAUAGUGAAUUUACUGGCUUACUAUGAUAUCAGUGACACUUGAACUUUAAUUACUUUAAUUUCAAAAAGAACUCAACUACAGAAAACACCAUUGAAACAGGAAGAUCAUUUAUCUAUGAUGAUAAUGAUAACUUAUAUUUAAUUGGGUUCUGAUGAGUAACUGAACUGGGAGGCAUUGACAAAAAGUGGCCAGAAAAGCUAUUGAAAAGUAACAGCUUCACUAUUAAAAAUAUGUGUUGUAAAAGAAUAAAGUUUGCAAAAUGAGAGUUUUAAUACAAGAAUUUGUUGUGAUUUGACUAUCAUAUAUAGUAGUCACAUGAUUGGUAUGAAGCAGCAAAUAUGAGUUAAAUAACGAAGUGCAGUAUCUUAAGAUCACCAAAUAUCAGUUGAAGUUUAUCCAAGGUCACUGCAAUAGAUCGAUGUUUAUUUGGUAAUUAAAAUAUGAAUACACUUCAUGCCAGGCAAUAUCUUUGACGCUCGUGUCUAUAUAUCAGGAAAUGUGCACCAACCAUUUUCCUCAUUUAAAAUUACAAACAGCUGAUUUACAUGUGCAAGGCUUAUUACCACAUUACCCAACAUUUUUCCUUUCGCUCUUCAUUGACUAAAUAUAAACCAUUCAUAGUGCAACUUUAUUAUUACUCUACCAUAGUGCUAUAUAUGUAAAAACACUUGCACGGUUUAUUCAUACACUGAAAACUUUUGUCAUGAGCCUAUACAUGUUAUUCAUACAGUUUAUGGUAAACGUAAAUUCAACAUCACUUACACUUCUCCCGUGCAAUUACUAAAUAAAGAAAAUAUAUUGUCCAAGUGAGGACUGAACGCCUGCCGCUUUCAGGCAGCACAAUUACGAAGAUUGCGCGGGAGUUCAGGUGUCAUAAAAGGGUUGGGAUAUGCGCUGGGCAUUCCACAUAGAGACAUCAAAAUGGCAUAAUGAAAUAGUACCUAUAUAAGGAGUAAAUCAAAUGCCAGUCUUAUUGUUGAGCUGUUUCCUAAUCCCUCGCUAUUGGUUUAAUGCCGUGAUACUGUAUAUUCACCGGCAUAUUUAUAUUCCUUGUGUGACGUAUGUAUCCCAGACGGUAUGGCAUUAUUCCGAUUACAGUUAGGUAAAUGGAUCGCAUGAAGGUAUGUGUAGGCUGAGGGUAAUUGUGAGUUUUGUCGUAGGGUGUGUAAGUAUCACUGAUGGGUGUACUUGACCGCGUGAUGACAUUUUGUCCGGUCGGAAAGUCAUCUACCACUUGGCUUCCGAUCGAUCAAGGUCGUUGGAAAAUCGUCUUGUUAUGGAAGACAAGUAAUUCUCUCUAAAUCCAUGGCCGGUGUUCCUAGCUUUUUUCAAAAUACGUUUUUCUCUGUCUUAAUGUUUGUGUCUUUGUUUGUACCCGUCUUUCUCUCUCUCUCUCUCUCUCU
Penaeus chinensis is the source of this 5427-nucleotide messenger RNA. Its product is annotated as RING finger protein 17-like. The record is from RefSeq and is a predicted model, not a curated record. The transcript has 19 exons. Lineage: Eukaryota; Metazoa; Arthropoda; Malacostraca; Decapoda; Penaeidae. Bases 133 to 2826 code for a protein of 897 amino acids.